AUGACAGGGAAGGAGAAACCUCGUCUGAAUCGAGUACUGUGCAGCAAUGCUUUGGUAGGGUACAUUUAACUUAUUUUUUUACAAAACCUACAAUUUAUACCCAGAUAUAAGUAGUAAAUUAGCAAUGUAAAACGCUAUUUGUUACCCAAAAUUGGCUGCGCAAAAACAAAAAAUACUUUUUGAUCGAAUCAAUUGUGGCAAUUCGCUAUGUGUCUUUUCGUGUCGAUAAAAUGGGCCGAAUGUCAUCUGACGGGACCUGUUGAUAUAUCUUAUUAUCUAUAUAUGACAUGACUUUAUUUUUAGACCAACUGUCCGUCCGCUCUUCCUGGAGUUCGUCGUGUAGCCAAGAUUUCGGAGACCCACCCUUCUGAAGCCAGGAGUAAUCAGUCGCUGAAUGAGUCUUCUAGAUCAGAGUAUCAUGGAAUGGCAUCGUCGCAGAAAGUUGAAUCUUCCAGCCUUUUACGUCGAGCUGAAAGCAGUAGGAAGAAUAAAGAACAAGUAAGUUUACUACAAGAUAGGUUAGACAGUCAGGUAAACCAACACUAAAGAAUUAAAAAAAAAUAUUUUUGAAAUAAUUAUUUGAAAAACAGUUUAAUGUUACUUUUGAAGCAGAAAGGCUCAUUCAACAGAAGCACAGCUCCGAAGAAGGCACCAGGCCGAAGUUUGAGUCAAUCUUCAAUUAAACCAGCUGUAAGUUUUUCCAAACUAUUUUAGUUCUUCGUCUCACUAUGUCCUUUAAUUAUAUACCUAAACCAACGUUCAAGAGCCGUGAUAUGACUUUUGAUUACAUAAUAUUAAGCCUAAUGCUUUCCAUCAAAACUUGUCUUAUGACAUUAGUAGUAAUACCUAUAAAGUUAAUUUUACAGAAGUCUUCAGCUGCUGAAAGACAAACUCCAGGAACAGAGAAGAGUUCAAAGAAGUCCGCCGUGCCUUCUAAACAGAAAUCAUCAGCUAAAGGAGUCAAUGAAACAAACUACUUCUCUGCCAACGAUUCUCUUGGCCCACGUGGAGCAAGCGGGGCUAAAAGAGAUCACAACUCAUCGUUGAGUCAGCAGGAGUUUGAGGAAGGAUCUUUCUUCAAUUCGACUGGUAUGUGCUAUGUUAGAAUGAAAUAAUCUUUUGAAACGAUCAAUACUUUUUGUUAUAUAAAAUUUUAAUUUUAGAAGUUGACAAUCCGUUGAACAGCCGAAUCAGAGAAUCCAAUGAAUCUUCCUUCUCGAGUUCUACUGGAGAGUACGUUGGGCGUGGUUAUGGUAAGUCAGUAAUGUUAUAAUGACGUAAUAUACUUUAAGAUUCGAGAAGAUCGUUCAGUGACAUGAGUUCUGUUUCUUCUGAACGAAGUCUUGGUAGAACUCGAGACUCUCGACACCGUUCAGAAGCAAAGAGUUCAGAUGCUGACGAUGGACAACUCCGCAAGAAGCAUGCUCGCCAAGAUCACAGGCAAUCACAAAGUAAGCAAAUUUUUAAAAUAAUAUUUGCUGUGAAAUGAAAUAAUUUGUAAACAUAACUUAUGUAAUGUUAUGUUUACAUUUUAUAGAAAGACAAUCGGAUCAGCAUCGUGGUCGAGCAGAAGAAUCUGAUUCUUCUGUCAGCCAAAGUACCAGUAGAGACCCGCAGCCUUCCGGCCAGAAGCGACGCCAGAUCAAGAUGAGAUUGAACCGUAACGGCGGACGGCCGAACGAAGGCGAGCACAUUCGGCACAUUACCUUGAAGACUCUGGUCGAUGGAAUCCCGGUCGAACACAAUCUGGAGGUGCUGGUCAGUGGCAGACGCUCCACCAAGGUCAAGCUGACUGAACUCUGGAUGGACAACAAACUUCUCUACAAACUCUAA
This is a messenger RNA of Bursaphelenchus okinawaensis, 1833 nucleotides long. NCBI's taxonomy places the organism in Eukaryota, Metazoa, Nematoda, Chromadorea, Rhabditida, Aphelenchoididae. The record is from the annotation of a GenBank genome assembly.